Messenger RNA from Syngnathoides biaculeatus (alligator pipefish), 5510 nucleotides. It is a transcript of the gene tnip2, whose product is annotated as TNFAIP3 interacting protein 2. Gene Ontology annotation, biological process: regulation of transcription by RNA polymerase II; cellular response to lipopolysaccharide. Lineage: Eukaryota; Metazoa; Chordata; Actinopteri; Syngnathiformes; Syngnathidae. The record is from RefSeq and is a predicted model, not a curated record. Bases 2781 to 4115 code for a protein of 444 amino acids. Gene Ontology annotation, molecular function: K63-linked polyubiquitin modification-dependent protein binding. The transcript has 6 exons.
UUUUUUUAUUAUUAUAAAUACUUUAUUGAAUUGCGCGUUCACAAUGUCUUGAACAUUGGCCUUAUCCAACCGUUAUGUAUUUAGCUUUUUAAGUACAAUAUACUUGCAUUACAUGUUUUCAACCAUCAUUUCAGCUUCAAAAAUUAAUCAAAUUAUUGACAUUACACACAUUUCGAUGGAAUCACCAUUUAUCCUAUCAUAUAUCAUCCAUAAGUUUAACUUACUACUCAUUUUUGGACGAGCAAUACGCAUUUCAGUGUGGGAUAGUGUACAUUGUUUUUCUUUUCAGGUUUUUGUACUGCACGUGCGUCACAUCCAGGAAGAGACACACUGUGUACUUUGUACAGUAGCUCCAUCCGUUCUGAUGAGUUGCGGGAGGCGGUAACAAUACCAAAUAUGUCCACAAGGCAGAGUCUUGCAUCCUUUUAACACAACGUGAAGGGCGGCAGUCUGUUCAGCAUGAUGUUGGGAAUCAAAUCCGAGGCUGUGCGAUCGCAGGCCACAUUACUAACCGCUUACCCAAAUGAGCAAAACAAUGUAAUGAAUUGUAUAUCUUUCACAACCAGUAACAGCACGUACACAGACACGAGAACAAUACUCAUAAGUCCACUUUUGUCCGCCAUAAAAGCCCUGACUGGUGGAGGGCUGCAGUGAUGGUUUUCUUUCUAGAGCUUUCUCACAUCUCCCGAUUGGACUCCGGAGCUCAGCCUAUGUGUUCUUCGGGUUCUUCUUCACUUCUCUCACCCAAGCUGUUUUGACUCGAUGGCUUAGUUUGAGAGGACGGCCGGCUCUCGGAAGACUUCUGCUCAUCCCAAAUGUCUUCCGUUGAAGGGUUAUUAUAGAAGCCACUGUGCUCUUAGGAACCUUGAGUGGCUCACACAAUUCUGUCUCUGUGGUCUUCAGGCAGUUCCUCUGAACUCAUGAUUCUCCUUUGCUCGGACAUGCACUGUAAGGCGUGUGGCUUUCCGGAUCAAGUCCGAUCGGUCUAAUCAAACACAGCCACGCUCCGAUGAAGGUCUAGAACCACCCCGACGGUGAUGAGAGGAAAUGGACAGACAGCACCCAAGUGAAAUAAAUGAGUGUCGCAGCAAGGGGUGUGAACACUUAUGGCUGCGUGAUAUUUCAGUUUUUCCAUCCCAUUUUAUGAGCGGCUUAUCCUCACAAAGGCCGCGGCAGUGCUAGAGCCUAUCCCACACACUGCAACCCACUUUUAGAGUCGCUGUUUUUGAACUGUAAGCCAUUUUAUUCGCCACGUAGGUUCACAUUUUUUAUCCAAGUCGGCGUUUAUUUUCCGCCUCAAGCUAAUCAAGCUAGCAGGAGCAGAUAAACGAGAUUGAAAAAAAAUAAUAAUAAUCUGCCGCUUAUUAUUCUAUGAGACUUUAACAGCUAAACUUAACCACGAACCCCCUAAAUGUGGAUUUUUUCACGUGACCCGUGAUGUGUGUAUGCCAGGUAACCUAAUAGUCAGUUUGGGAUUGAAGUGCUGUCGGUCGCGUCUUCAAUAAAUGCACUUAGAAACACAAUUUCGUCCACCGUAUGUACGUAUAAGCUACGAGGUCAGCGAGAGAAAAUGGCCGCCGUCCGAGGGAGCACAACGGCUGACGUCACGUGAAAACAACCCAUGGCCCGUUUGUGAGAACAAAGACAGUUGGGGAAUUUGUUCCGAAGUACCGUGAAGUCUGCAUGUGGAAACGCUGUGAACUACACUGUGAACUGGCUUGUUCCAGCGUUCCGGGCAAAAUUGUUGCCAAAUAUCUCUGACUAAAAUGCUACACGAGAUGUUUGAAUAUAUUCUCAGACACCAUUUCCUCUUUUUUCUUUGUUUGUUUAUCUACACUAAAGCAUGGUUUCUCACACUUUUUAGACCAAGUACCACCUAAAAAAAUAUUUAGCUCUCCACAUACAACUGUGACUCACAUUUUAUUGUCUUGCAUGUUUAAAAUGCUGUAAACUUAAUUUGCAUUCAGUGAUUCAUUCACGUACCACUAGUGGUACUUGUAAGUACAGUUUUGAGUAUCACUUGUUUAAACGCCAAUUAGGAGUUCAAACUUGCUGCUUUUGAACGCACCAUGUCCUGACUAUGUUGCUGGCAGCUAGUCAGCAGUAGUCUUCCAUGAUCAAGAGUGGUCACGGUUUAUUCGAUGACAACACAAAAACAAUUUGGAUCGUCAUAUUUAUCGGAACUUAGUUCAAAGCCAUCUGGGGAAUUCGUUAGGAUGCCGCGUUCAAGUGUACGCGUGGAAACCCUGUAAACUACGCUGGGACGCGGCGACUUCCAGUCCAAAUGAUUGCCAAACACCCAUGAGUCAACGUCAGGGUCGGGACUGGAGUACUUCUAUAAACACACCCAAAAGUAUACUUUUGUCUCACUCUAAAUUGAGAGUUGAAAUUUAUGUUUCCAGCAGUACCCGAACGCACCACUGUCAUCAGCCAGCAAGCUAGUUAGCUAGCUAGCUAGCAUACUUAUCUCGAAAUUAAUUCUGAUUUGGGGUCGUAUAUUCAUUCAAAGACAAGGGGGAAAAAAACUAUAUUUGUCCUAAUAUGUUGCUCGGAGAGGGUGAGUCUGCGAGGGCACACAGUGCUCUCUUUGACGAAUCUCCAAAAAGUCCGCGGGGAAGUUCCCCAGGAAAUCCCCGGUCUUGGUUAUAUUCUCGUGGAGCCACAUCGCCCUAGCAACAGUGCGCCUUCCUCGGCUACAUUCGUGAGGGGAAAGGCGGCUCGGCGACUUGUCAAAUGGUGGAUUACGAGAAUUGACUAAAAUCACGAAACCACGAGCAAAAAUGGAGCCAGGCGACGCGGACAAGAAGCGGAGCUACAGCACGUUAAAUACGCUGUACCACGAGAGCCGGCAGGAAACGGAGCUCCUGGCCAAACAGCUGGCGAUGAAGGACAACAUCAUAGCCGAGCUCAAGGCGAGUCACCCAGGCCACGAGAGGCUGUGCGUGGCGGUGGGCGACAACCAGUCGGUGGUGGUCGGGCCGUCCAAGUCACUGCUGGAGAGUUUGUGCAAGGAAAUCUGCCAGCUCAAGUGCAAGAACAACGAGACGGACUUGAAAGUUGCCAGACAAGAAGAGGAGAUCCAGAAGCUGAGCGAGCAGCUGCGUCAGAAGGACGCGCAGCUGGAGAGCGCCAAGCGCGCCUCCAAAAGCGACGGGAAAUCGGACGGGGAUCCGGACAAGGAGCUGGAGCUCCGGCGGCUGCGCUCGGCCGAGGCCACCAGGGCGGUACUGUGCACGUCGCUGGCCGAAGAGGUCGGGCAGCUGCGGGGGCAGCUGGCCGCCACCGUCCGGGUGUGCUGCCAGCUGAUGUCCAAGCUCGAGAGGAGCAAGGCGGGCGAGGCCCAAGCGGGCGAGCAGGCCGCCAAGCAGUUGCCCGAGUCAGCCGACAGACGUACGAACGCCCAAAUCCAACAACUUGAGGAGGAGAAUCGGCAGCUGAAGCAGCGUGUCGCCUACGUCCAAAGUCUGAACUCACAGUGGCAGAAGUACGACGCCAGCAGGGAGGACUACAUCCGAGGACUGUGCCAGCGGCUCAAGAGCGCGGCGGGAGCGCCGCGGGUUCCUUCGCUGGGCUCGGCCAGCGCCGCCUUGCUCGGGCAGGAGAUCUCGCGGCUCAACGGCUUGCUGCAAGACAAACUGAGCGAGUGCGCCAGACUCCGAGGAGAAGCCCAGGAAGCCGCCACCAAAGACCGGGAACGCAUUCAGAUGCUGGAACAGCAGGUUCUUAUCUACACGGAGGAUUUUAAGUCUGAGCGGGGCGACCGGGAGCGAGCGCAGGGACGCAUUCAAGACCUCAAGGAGCAGAUUCGGCACUUGAAGCAGCAGCUCCAUAAACAGGGAGCCGGCAGAGAAACCAGGGAGGUCCCCUUGUGUCACGUCCACAUCGGCCACCGAAUGUCAUCCUCGUCUUCGCGGCGCCCCCACCGCGACGUCGGCGACCACCUCGCGGCCAGGACCAACGCGCAGCGUCGGUCGACCCUCUCCGGGGCCGCGCCCCAGGCUGCGCCCCUAACGGAGGCCCCGUCGGAUCUGCAGUGCCCGCGCUGCUUGGCCAUCUUCAGCGAGGACGACGCCGCUCGGUACCUCAACCACUGCGAGGAAUGCGCCACCUUGUGAGCGCCACCUUGUGCCCACGACCGGGACACUUUGCACACUACAUGAAAUACCUCAAUCUGAACAAAAUGACUUUUACCUUGAACCUUAUCAGCGAGACUCAUUUAAGACUUUAGCUCAGGGAAUGUGUUAAAGUCUUUGGCCACCACGCAGUUUGGCAAAGGCGAAGAGGCAAAUUAUGGAUUUUUGAGGGUGGGGGCCUGGAGCUUAUUCUGGGCAAGGUACACCCUGAACCGGUUGCUAGCUAAUUGCGGAGCUCAUAUAAACAAAAAACCUCAGGGCAAUUUAGAGUCUUCGAUUAAUUCCGCGGAAACCCACACUGGCGGGGCCGGAAUUUGAGCCCAAUUCCUCAGAUCAGUGAGGCAGAUGUCCCGGCCAAUGAUUUCCAGUUGUUUAAAAAAAACAAAAAAAAAUCAUUCAAGUCUCAGGUCGUAGGUCAGGUUUUAGGCCACCAUUGGCAAACGUUUCAAUUACGGCCGAAGUUAUUUAUAACAUCACAAAAUUAGGGUGCAAGUUUGUUUUGAUCGACCUUUGCGUGAUUUACGUGUCAACAUUUUUUUUCCCCCUCAAAACCGAAAAGAUAAUCCCCAAGAGUAGUUUUUUUUUUUCUUUUUACAAUUUUCCUUUGUUUUUUUUUUUUAGACAUUUAUAUAAAAUAUUAUGAAUCUUGCGAUCAGUUUUUUUUCAUUCAUUUUAAUGUAAAGUCCAAGGGCAGAUGACUGUUUAAAGCAAUAUACAAAAAAAAAACUUGAAAAAAAAUCAAAUUAGCAAGGAGCUAAAAUAUUCUUUUGUUAUGCAUGUUUGGGUGAUAAUUUUUCCAAUAUUUUAUUCCAGCCCUAAAACUAAGUUGAAGAAAAUGUUCAUUUUGCAAACCUUUUUCUUUUUUACAUUUUAGCGUUUUUUUUUUUCAGUCACAAACUAGACAAUAUUUUUUCUUUAUAUAAAACACAAGCUGAAGACUUUCAUGUAAUAAACUUGCAGGGUUGCACCCCAAAACAUUUUUUACCUAAACCAAUUUGAUUUUGAAGAUUGUUUUUAAAAAAAAUGUGCAAUUUGAAUAUUGGCUAACAAUAAUUGCCCCAAUAGCUUUGCUAAAACGAUGUAAUGGUGGCCCGAGACUUUAACGGCAUACUUUGAUGCAAACUGUAUAAGCUUCCUCCAGUUUGUUGAAUCACAAAAUCUCAUUUGGUGCUAGAAAUAUAUUCAUAAUUUAUUAUAUUAUAAAUUAUGCAGAACAAAUGAUGACGUUAGAUUAUUUUAAUAUAAGAUAAAUAUUACAGAGAUGUUUAUUUAACUCAAUGUAUGCCAAGAAACUGGUUUUGGAGUAUAUGCUGUGUAUUUGUGUGUGUGUCCCUGAUUUGAUCCUCUAUUUUUAUAAUAAAAUAUUUUCAUAAAUGA